AUGGACUACUUCAAGUCGCUUAGUUCGGCCGCUUCGUCGGUGCUCUCUUCAGCACGAUCAGGACCACUCCCUAACUUCACCAUCGGCCACGAGCUCGUCGAAUAUCGGUCGCGCACACUAUGGUCGCUCUUUUCUGCUGUCAGGCGUGACGACAACUCAGCAUGUACGGUGCUUGCAUUCGACCUUACCCAUCCACACAACUCCACUCGAGCCAAUCUUCUACCACUUGCAAAGAACGCCGCUAGGAAGCUGCGGACUACACGCCAUCCCAACAUCCUCAAGCUACUUGAUAGCGCAGAGACCAACUCGUCUGUCUACAUUGCUGUGGAGAAAGCGACACCGCUCUACAAGGUCCUUCAACUGUCCGAAGACAAGCGUGCAACCCCACAGCGCCAAGACUGGAUCGUUUGGGGAUUUUCGUCAAUCGUCAAUGCUGUCAAGUUCCUCAAUGUCGAUGCAGCCUCGACACACGGCAACAUUCGCCCCGAAUCCAUCUUUAUUAGUGCAUCGGGAGAGUGGAAGCUCGCUGGAUUUGAAGCUCUCACUCCACAUGCUGAAGCACCUCAUGGCUUUCUCUUCAGCCAAUGCUCUUUAAUACCCAACGGCAAUCGUUAUGUUCCACCGGAAGUCAAGCAGAAUGGCUGGAGUGUUCUGUCAAACAUGGACUCUACUCUGCUUGACAGCUACUCGCUUGCUCUUGUUGCCAUCGAGGCUUUCAACGGUCCAUUACCACCACAGACUGGCACCGCCGCUCCUCCUAGAGGUCAUGUCCCGCAGGCUCUGUACACCGUCCUGCAGCGCAUGUUGAUCCCCAAUGCCAAAACUCGAAACACAGUAGCAAGAGUCUGGCAAGCAGGUGAGGCUGAGGGAGGCUUUUUCAAGGAAAAUACUCUCGUCAAAGUCGCACGAGGCCUUGACGGUUUCCUCCUCGCUACUGAGAACGAGAAGGCCUCUAUCAUCAAGCUCUUGCAGGAGAAGCCCGACUCGUUCACUCCAGACUUUCUCAUGUACAAAGUGCUCCCUGCUCUGGUCGCUGCUCUUGCCGCUGUGCCACCGCCAGGCACGAUCCCAUCGGCUAGCACGCAAGCUUCAGUUUUGCUACCCCUCGUUCUUCGUCUCGGUCAACCAUUGCCAAAAGAGGAGUGGAAUGCAAACGUGGCCCCGCCCGUUCUCAAAGCCUUUGCAUCACCAGAUCGAUCAACUCGUAUGGCUCUGCUAGAGAACCUGUCGCUCUAUGCCCAACGCAUGGACAACAAGGCUGUAACGGACAAGCUCUGGCCAAACCUUAUCACUGGUUUCAAUGACUCUGUCCCUGUCAUACGAGAGGCGACACUCAAAGCCAUCCUGCCUCUCGCACCCAAGCUCUCAGACCGUAUUCUCAACAACGAUUUGCUGCGCCUACUUGCUCGAACUCAGGUCGAUCCUGAAGCCGGUAUCCGUACCAACACCACCAUUCUCCUCGGUCGUCUUGUGCCCCAUCUCUCCCUGUCGACACGCAAAAAGGUGCUUAUCCCCGCUUUCUCACGCAGUCUCAAAGACCAAUUUGUGCAUGCACGUGUUGCGGGUCUCAUGGCCUUGAUGGCCGCCGGUGACUCAUUCGAUCACGAGGAUUGCGCUCGGCAAGUCCUGCCGGCCGUCUCGCCGUGCAUGGUCGACAAAGAGAAACUCGUUCGAGAUCAGGCGGAUAAGGCGAUGAAGAUGUUCCUCGCAAAGGUCGAGUCCGGUCGUGUCGGUAUGUCAGAGAGUGUGCUCACGCCUGAACAGCUCAAUGGAGCUACAUCGUUCAGCGGUGGGAGCGGCGCUGAUGCAGCCAACGGCGCUGGAUACGCAUCCUCGAUGGCUGCCUCGGCAGGUAGUGCAGCAACAGCAUUGGCAGGCUGGGCCAUGUCUUCGGCCUUGUCCUCGCUAUCCAACUCUUCUUCGGCACCUUCUGUCCCCGAUGGCCAGCCGCUGUCUUCAGCUGCUGAAUUGCAAUCGCAGAUGGACGGUCGCAGCACCCCUGCCACCUCGAUUGGCACUCCCGCCGCACCGCCGCUCGCAUCGCCUUCAACAGUCCCACCAUCAUCUGGUCUCGCUAGCCUCCGUCUUGGAUCCGGACUAGGCGGUCCAGACUCAAGCAUGGGCUCGCCAAGCUGGAUGCACGACUCACCGUCUUCCAGUGCUGCAGCUGCAGCCAAGUCGCCUCUGGACUACGACCUUGAUGAGGAUGCCACUUCGACUGCCGCAACAGCAUCCGCUUUCAAUGUAUCUGCAGCACACACGGACCUCAUGGAUGUGCACGACGACUCUGCCGACUGGUCUAGCUUCGAAGUAGGUCAACCAAAGAAGAAAGCUCCGACUGUCGGAAAGACCAAGAUGGCCAAAGCUAAGCUCGGACCUCGACGCACCGCAGCUAACAACGCCGCAGCUGCAGCAGCCAAAGCCGUGCCAGUGCAAGCAGAUCCAAAGCAAGCUAUCAGCCGAAGCAGUCUCAAGGUCGCCGCACCCGUCGAAGAGGCGUGGGGAGAAGACGGAUGGGAGGCUAACCAAGAGUCUACGCCACCACCACCACCAGCAGUGGCAUCGGGAAGCAUGACGCCAUCAGCCUCACAAGGAAGCUUGUUCAACUCGCAGGAACUCACAGCACAAGCCUUCGAGACUCCAGUCCCCGCUUCCAUUGCUGCAGCGUCAGUCGACGAAACAUGGGCCUCGUUUGACGAUAACGCGGAUGAUGAAGAUACAGAACGCAGUAGAAGUGCGUCACCAGCACCAGCAGCGACGGCGACGGCGGUACCUUUGACGAAAGAGGAAAAGAAAGCUGAGCUGGAAAGGAAGAGGAAUGAAAGACGGUUGAGAUUGGAACAGUUGAAAAAGGAGAAAGAGGCGGCGAGGCAGAGGGCGCUCUGA
Messenger RNA from Ustilago hordei, 2886 nucleotides. Its product is annotated as related to CEX1 ### cytoplasmic component of the nuclear aminoacylation-dependent tRNA export pathway. Lineage: Eukaryota; Fungi; Basidiomycota; Ustilaginomycetes; Ustilaginales; Ustilaginaceae. Gene Ontology annotation, biological process: protein phosphorylation; tRNA export from nucleus. The record is from RefSeq and is a predicted model, not a curated record. The coding region runs from base 1 to 2886 and encodes 961 amino acids. The transcript has a single exon. Gene Ontology annotation, cellular component: cytoplasm. Gene Ontology annotation, molecular function: protein kinase activity; ATP binding.